Molecule: messenger RNA, 1056 nt
Organism: Lagopus leucura (white-tailed ptarmigan)
Lineage: Eukaryota; Metazoa; Chordata; Aves; Galliformes; Phasianidae
Product: olfactory receptor 4N5-like
Exons: 2
Biological process (GO): G protein-coupled receptor signaling pathway
Cellular component (GO): membrane
Molecular function (GO): G protein-coupled receptor activity; olfactory receptor activity
Source: RefSeq, a predicted model, not a curated record
AUGCACUGGCAGCAGGACACCAGCAUCCACAGCAUACACAUCCAGCAUCUCACUGACAACCUGGUGUUUGACAGCCUCUAUGACCUCAUCAUCCACUAUCGGGAGAUGCCACUGAGGUACAGCAGACUUGAGAUGAAGCUGACAGAGCUGGUGCUCGAGUCCAACACCCACAGCAACAAAGCCUUUCUGAGUUCCUUUUUCCUGUUCUACAUGGCAGUCCUCCCAAGCAACAUCCUCCUCAUUCUCACAGUUCAGGGCAAUUUCCAACUGGGAUCACCCAUGCACUUCUUCCUGGUUAAUCUGGCAUUCCUGGAUAUCUGCUACUGCUCUGUCACCCUACCCAAAAUGCUGGCUGACUUAUUCUCAAACCCAAAGACUACCUCCUACAAUGCCUGCAUGGCUCAGCUCUCAUUUCUUCACUUCCUGGGAGCAGUGGAAAACUUCCUGCUCUUGGCCAUGGCUUGCGAUCGUUAUGUUGCCAUUUGCAAACCCCUGCACUAUGCCAUGCUUGUGAACAGGACCGUUUGCUGUGCCCUGCUUGGAGCCUUGUGGGGUGGGGGCCUCAUUCAUGGCAUCGUUCUAUUUGCUCUCACCAUCACUCUCCCCUUUUGCGGCCCCAACAUCCUGGACAACUUCUUCUGCAAUGUCCACCAGCUGGCAAAGCUGGCCUGUGCCAACACUCACACAGUGGAAUUGCUGGUGUUCCUCAAUAACAGCUCUGUCAUCGUGCCAUGCUUUGUGCUUCUCCUCAUCUCCUACACAGCCCUAUCGCUGAAGCUCCGGGCGCACUCCUCCAAGGCCAAGAAGAAAAUCACCUCCACCUGCAUUUCCCAUAUGGUUGUGGUUUUGGACACCUUUGGCCCAGCAAUUUAUAUCUACGUCCUCCCCUUCCAGGCUGUCCCAAUGGAAAAAGUCAUCGCUCUAUUCCAUACAGUCAUCUUCCCUUUAACAAACCCCAUGAUCUACAUGCUGUGCAACAAGAUCAGAAGCUCAGUCCAAUCAGACCAAUCAGAAGUUGGUCCACAAAUAGUCACUGCAGUGUCGACUUUUUACAAA